ACCAGUCCAGGAAACCUACCCGAACCGGUCCAGAGCGGGACCCCUGUGGGUCCAGAGAUUUUUGGUCUGGGCGGAGCCACAGCGGGUCCAGAGUCCUCUGAUUGGCGGAGAAAUUACGUAACUACCCGCGACAAUCCCAGGGGAUGGAAAGAAGUGAGCCGAGUUCCAGUGUUUGUUUGGCUGAACUCCUUGUGCGCGAAAAUGCCUGCAAGUAAUAGCUUUUGGUCCAGUGCGGAGCUUCAAACGUUCCUCACCAUCAUGGGAGAUAGCAACAUUCAGGCCGAGCUGGAUGGGAUGAGAAGAAAUGAGAAAGUCUUCAAAGAAGUUUCUCAGCGCAUGGCAGCUGAAGGAUUCCAGCGCACCUCCGAGCAGUGUCGUGCGAAGCUGAAAAAAACAAAAGCCCGCUACAGAAAAGUUAAGGACAGCAACGGCCGUAGUGGGAAUGGGCGGAGUACAUGGAAGUGGUAUGAUGUGGUGGACGCUAUUUAUGGACACAGACCGUCAAACCGAGGCAGCGAAGGAGGUCUGGACUCGGCGACCAGUAUCCUGGAGUCACUCGUAAACCCUAUUGGCUGUCCUAAUGCAGUAACGGAUGUUAAUUCUGAAGACUGGGCCCCUACUGUUCACCCGGGUUACCUAAAGUGUAACGAGAGGCCACAAACAGAAGAAGCAUCAUGCCAGAGGGGGGAAAGAGCUAAGGCGCAGGAGGUGGCAGCAAACUUGGAUGAUGUUCUCUGUGAUGAAGGCUCGUCGAUUCCUGAUGUGGGAUUUUCCAAAGAAGCUAUGGUCCCAAAGGCUGUCUAUGAUGACCUCAAACAGAAGUACAGCCAGCUUCAAGCCGAGUGUGACAACCUGCGCGUGGACAUCAAGAAACUGAAACUUGCAUCUAUUAAGUUCUUGGACUGACCGCUGUGCUGUGUGUGUGGGAGUUCAGUAAGAAUCUGGUAGGGGGUGACUUGCUCUUUAAAAGAAUUUAGAAAUUAACAGCCCUGGUGUAAAAAUAAAGCAAGGAAUGCCAAAGAUGCAUUUAACUGGUUAAGGGUGUUAGCUAAAGCUUUAAUCUGUUAACAUGGCGUAACUGUACGUUUGUGAUUCUAUUAGAUUAACUAUCAGUCAACUAUCAGCAUUCCUACUCAACUUAUAGCUUAUAUUCAUGAACUUUAAAGAGCAAGUCACCCCCUACCAGAGUCUAACUCCACUCCCACUUCAUGUUUGAAAAAUGCAACACAUGCUGUUGCCUGGCAGACCGAGGGUGGAGCUGCUAACAAAUACACACACACACACAGGCUCAUGACAGCAUUGUGACAUCAUAAUGUACCAGUGUACAUCAUAGCAUACCUCUUAGCCAAUAGCAGUGGCAGAUUUAAAUUAAAAUACAGUGCAGAGUUUUUACCUGACAACGGCACAACACUGCCAGUUUUAGGCAGAAUAUUUAAAUUUUAACUAAGAUGCACUGAAGUGCCAAAUUAUUGACGACACGUGUCUGCAGCACGAUUAGACACUCGUUUAUUUAGUUUAUCAGCAAAAAAAAUGGUGUAUUUGGGGUGACUUGCUCUUUAAUGAUUUUAUUUAUUUAGUAAGGGGUAAAACAUUUUCUUUAUCCUGUUUAACCCUAUCCCCCCCCCCCAUUGGGGGCCUCUACAGUUUCAUGUCCCAAACAUCUGCAACUGUCCAAACACAACUAAACCCACAAUCACACAGCCCAGGUGGGAAAAAAGGCCAUUUUAAAUUGUAAUAAAUUAAGAUACAAUGAUGUUUGAACUUUACUUUAGAAGAGCAUCUGACCUUCUCUGGUGUCUGCUGGAAAAAUAAAACCUUGAACAAAUGUAGUUGAGGACCCCUGGAAUAAAUAAAACAAUGACUAAAUUUCCUAAAUGGAUUUUGAACUCACAACCUCCAUCCUGUCAGCACGUUUACACAGGGCAGCUCUUCUAAAAUAAAGUUCAAGUAUCAUUUUAUCUUAAUGUAUCAGAAGCCAAAAAUUGCUUUGUUUACUAUCUAAACUGGUUUGAUUGUAGCUGUAGCUGUGCUCGGGGAAUGCAAACAAUCACUCACACUUGGGACAUGAAACUCCAAAGGCCCCCGAUUGGGAGGCGCCAGGGCCCAAAGAAAAAAGGUCUAGGGCCUAAAGGGUUAUUGGAAAAGAUUCUCCAGCAGCGGUGAUUUAGUUAUAGGCUAUGUGACCACUAGAUGGCGCCAGAUACAAAGAAUGUCUUUCUAAACUGGUUGUUUUUCAAAACCACUUAGCAAUAGGGGUCAGAGUUCAGAGUGAACCCUGUGUGUGUGUGUGUGUGUGUGUGUGUGUGUGUGUGUGUGUGUGUUGAUCUGGUUCUUCUGCCUCUGGAAAAAGAUAUUUUUCCAUAUUUUGAGAACAACUUGAGUUUAGUUUAAAAUCUACAGAUUUGAGAGUUUAUUUCCUGGUUUUUUGAACACAAAUUUUCAGAAACACAAAAGCUUAUAAAAAGCAACAAAUCAGUAAACACUGAAUGUUCAAACCCAUUGUUUCACCAAGCCAAGGUGAAAUUAACAUGAAGGGGAAAUAUGACAUUGUCCUUACCAUACCAGUUUUAUUUCUAAAGCACAUUUAAAACCAGCAGGCAGCUGACCAAAGCGCUGUACAAAAACAAAUAAACAUACUAGGCAACGACUUGCAGCAAACUGGUUUAAAACCCUUUUGGUUUGUGGAUAGUUUCAGUAGAGUUUAUAAAGUGUCGUUUAAAUUUUCUUGUUAUGUUUUGUUUGUUUUUAAUUUGUCUUUGAGACGUUCUGUGCCUCUAUAAUAAAACAUCGGUUUGUA
Messenger RNA from Nothobranchius furzeri (turquoise killifish), 2797 nucleotides. RefSeq lists its product as uncharacterized. Lineage: Eukaryota; Metazoa; Chordata; Actinopteri; Cyprinodontiformes; Nothobranchiidae. The record is from RefSeq and is a predicted model, not a curated record.